AUGGAGGCCCAGCAGCAGAAGUCGGGGAAGCCUUGGAGUGGCACGAACAAAAUCCCAAACAUCAAGGAAUUUGUUGCACGACUCGACAAGGACAAGGCCGAUCGAGACAAGGACAUCGAUUCACACACUCAGAACCAGCGCGCAGCCAAUCCUAAUGAAGCUACGCCUCACAAAAACGAGAAGCGCCAUGAACAUGGCAAAACUGUUACAGACCCGGUCACUGGCAACGAAAUCGUCAUCGCAGAUGUGGGCAAGGAGUAUAUGGCGAGGGCAGACAAUCCUCAGCUUUCAGUUCCGAAUGCCAACCUAGGCAAGCCUACGCCUGUUAAGACAGAGCACUCCCAGUCGAACCCGGAAUACAAAGAGAAGCAAGACAUCACAGCUCCUCCGGACCCGAUCGCUGAAGGAAGCACCUCCGAUGUCCCCAUCCAUGGCGAGAAGACCAAUAUCUUGUUCCACCCUACCCCUUCGGUCAGCUAUGAACCGAUGUUCGCAAUGCUCGAGAAGCGGGCGGGUGGUCUUUGCAUUGCCAUUUUGGCCUCGGUUGUGGUUAUUGGUAAGAUGUUUGGCGGAUCACUCAAGGGUCUGAUACCCCUGGGAAUGUGUCUUGCCUCCGGCGUUUGGCUAUGGAUGAAGGAGGUGGUGAGGAGUGGGCGAGAAGUCGAGUGGCACAGCGAGCAGACGAGAGGAGAAACGGCGGUCGCAAACCUCCUACCCGAAUCAGUGGAGUGGAUGAACACCUUCCUUGGCGUGGUCUGGGGCCUAAUCAACCCGGACAUGUUUGCGGGCGUGGCAGACACCUUGGAGGACGUCAUGCAAGCGUCUGUUCCUGGCGUCAUCAACAAUGUCCGAGUCGCGGAAAUCGAUCAAGGAAACAAUCCCAUCCGAAUUCUUAGCCUACGUGCACUACCCGACUCCAGAGUGGGCGAUUUGAAACAGAGUAUUCAUGAGGAGAACAAGAAGACCAAAGACCCUCAAGAGGCUGCUGCCGACGAAGAAGGCGGUGACUAUUACAACCUGGAGAUUGCUUUCGCCUACCAUGCCAAACCUGCCGGAGCAAGUGCUUCUUCAAAAGCGAGAAACAUUCACAUGAAUCUUGUCUUCUACCUUGGCGUCAAAGGAGUUAUCGGCGUACCGUUGCCCAUCUUCGUCGAGCUCCAAGAGCUGAUUGGAACGGUUCGCCUGCGGCUGCAGAUGACCCCGGAACCACCUUUCGCCAAGAGCCUGACUUUCACUUUGAUGGGCGUCCCUCAUGUGCAGGCAGGCUGUAUUCCGAUGGUCAAGUACGGGGUUAACAUCCUCAACCUGCCUCUGAUCUCGAAUUUUGUCAACUAUGCCAUCGGAGCAGCUGCCAGCAUGUAUGUUGCUCCAAAGUCGAUGCAACUGGACCUGAAGUCGAUGCUGCAAGGUGAUGACAUCACCAAGGACACUCAAGCGAUUGGAGUCAUGUGGAUCCGGAUUCAUCGUGCCAUCGGGCUCAGCAAGCAAGAUCGCCGAGGCAGCAAAUACGGCGGAAGCGAUCCGUACAUUAACUUGUCCUUCUCCAAGUAUGGCAAGCCGAUGUACUGUACUCGUGUCAUCUGCGAUGAUCUUAACCCGGUCUUUGAGGAGACAGCUGCACUUUUGGUAACGCCGGAGCUGAUCAAGGCCGACGAACAGCUCAGCGUUGAGCUAUGGGAUUCGGAUCGCAAUUCAGCCGAUGACAUGGUGGGUAAAGUUGAAUUGUCGAUGCAAAAGAUGAUUCAACAUCCGGGUAAGAUGUAUCCUCAGAUCUCCAAACUGGCUGGUGUGCAAGAUGGCACAGAAAUGCCCGGCGAGUUGCACUGGGAAGUUGGGUACUUUGGCAAACCUAAAUUCCGCCCUGCCAUGCGAACCGAUGGUAAGGACAAGAACCUGCCCUUGAAACUGCAAGACAACGCCCAGUUUCAAGAUGAAAAAGGCACGAUUGACACUGAAGAUUCGGAUGCCGUGGCACACACACCUCCCGAUCCUCUGUGGCCAAGCGGCAUUUGCAGCGUGAUUGUCCACCAGAUUGUCAGUUUGGAACUUGAGAACAUCAAAGGCAGUCAGGGUAACAGAAAGGGUAAAGAGUUUGAGCCGGCCAAACCAUAUGGUGAGGCCACCGAGGAGGAAUCUAUCAGAUUGCCGACCUCGUAUUGUACCAUUCUUUUCAAUGACGCGCUUGUCUACCGUACCCGAGCCAAGGCCGUCAGCAGCAAGCCCAUCUUCAACGCCGGCACAGAGCGAUUCAUGCGUGACUGGAGAUCCGGGAUGGUCACUGUCACUGUCCGUGAUCAGCGGAAUCGCGAGCAUGACCCUAUCCUGGGUGUGGUGCCUCUGCGUCUGUCCGACCUUCUCACCACGAGCUCGCAGGUGACGAGAUGGUAUCCACUUGACGGCGGCAUUGGCUUUGGCCGCAUCAGGAUCUCAGUUCUCUUCCGAAGUGUGGAGCUCAAGCUUCCUCCGAACAUGCUUGGUUGGGACGUUGGUACAUUCGAGUUCAUCUCGGACCAGAUCGUGGCCAAAGGCUGGACGGCCAACACCAAGCUCAAGCUCCGUACCGGCGGUAGCACGGCCAAGGUUUCUCGGACGCAAUGCCACAGCAGUGAAGAGGGUGAUGGCGUCUACUGGGAUGUGUCUCCGCAAAACAAUCAUCAUGUACGCCUUCCGGUCAAGUACCGAUAUCGGUCGCCUGUCAUUUUCGAGUUCCAUGUAACGGGCAAACGUGGUGCAGCGGCGUACGCUUCGAUCUGGUUACAGAACCUGGUUGACAAUCAGGAAACCCCGAUCGACAUUCCCAUCUGGAAGACGAAGAACGGAAGCCGGAUUGUGCAGAACUACAUCACAGCCGAGAAUCUCCGUGCCUUCAAGGACCCGGGUCUAGAAGACCUGGAGGAGGUCGGAAGAUUGCAAUUCCGUGGUCGCUUCAAGGCAGGCAUGGAUGAAUCGCACCGGGACUUUGUGGUGGAUAAUGACACGCGCGAGACAUUCGAGACAUGGGAAGCCUGCCUGACUGAGGGCGUUCGCGAGCGGGUGAUCGAGGCGGAGGUGCCGGAAAGCGUUCAAAAAUUGCACGAAGCUUCUUUGACUGAAGGUCGAGAUGUGCUCAAGCAAGACGUUUCGGAGGAUGAGCGAAGUAAGUGGCUGAGCAAAUCGCCAGAACAAUGGUCUGGCGCGUUCGGCCAUGACCCGAGAGCAUACACCAACAAGCAACAUGAAAAGAUUGCCGAGCCCGGUGUGGAUGACCCUCCGCAUGAUCCUUACAACCCGUCAAGCGAUGAUGACGACGAUGGGAACAGCGAUUCGUCAUCCGAUCUGGGCAUAACCGAUGCCAGCAGCGCCCCGGAUGGGGCAAUGAGUGCCCAUUCAAUGACGACACGGUCGAACGGGACAGAGGAGACACAUGACGAGGCUGGCCGUCCAAGCGCAGAUACAACGAUGACAACCGAUACGAAGUACACCACCAUGACUGAAGCUUCGACAGAUUCCGUGCUUCCCGUGACCAAGAAGGACGCUAGAUGGGACAAAAAGGCGGGGAAGCGAGCAGAAGAUCGUAAACAUCGCGGAUUGUCGCAGUGGACGCCCGCGCGGAAUGUCAAGUUCGCAAAGGAUGAAGCGAAGAUCGGAAUGAGCAAAAUCAAGAAGAGAUUCGCCGGGGGCUUGGGCGGAAGAGAGCCUGGGGUCGAGACUGAAACAGGCGCCUAA
Molecule: messenger RNA, 3705 nt
Organism: Capronia coronata CBS 617.96
Lineage: Eukaryota; Fungi; Ascomycota; Eurotiomycetes; Chaetothyriales; Herpotrichiellaceae
Exons: 4
Coding region: 1-3705 (1234 amino acids)
Molecular function (GO): lipid binding
Source: RefSeq, a predicted model, not a curated record